Messenger RNA from Xylaria bambusicola, 1362 nucleotides. Its product is annotated as seryl-tRNA synthetase. Gene Ontology annotation, cellular component: cytosol. NCBI's taxonomy places the organism in Eukaryota, Fungi, Ascomycota, Sordariomycetes, Xylariales, Xylariaceae. Bases 1 to 1362 code for a protein of 453 amino acids. The record is from RefSeq and is a predicted model, not a curated record. The transcript has 2 exons. Gene Ontology annotation, biological process: seryl-tRNA aminoacylation. Gene Ontology annotation, molecular function: tRNA binding; ATP binding; serine-tRNA ligase activity.
AUGCUCGACAUCACCGAUUUCAUUGCCUCUCGUGGCGGCGACCCCGAGAAGAUCCGACAAAGCCAAAAGAAGCGCAGCGCUCCCGUCGAAAUUGUCGACGAGAUCAUCGAGCUUUGGGAAGUUCACAGAACAACCCUCUACGAGGCUACGCAGAUUGGCGCCGAGAUCAAGACCGUCCAGGCCAGCAUCACCGCUAGGAAAAAGAAGGGCGAAGGCAUUGACGACCUGCUGAAGCAGAAAGAUGAGAUAACCCAGCGACGCGUCGCACAGGAGAAGGCCGCUGCCGACCUUCAGGUGAAGCUAGACGCUAAGCUCAAGACGGUCGGUAAUUAUGUUCACGACUCCGUGCCAGUCAGUACAACCGAAGACGACAAUGUUGUCCUUCGCACAUGGAAUCCAGAAAACCCCAAGUCUGGCGACAAUCUACUCAGUCACCAUCAAGUGCUCGCUCGACUCGAGGGCUACGACCCCGAACGCGGUACUAAGCUGGUUGGCCACCGCGGUUACUGUUUGACUGGCUGGGGUUUAUUCCUCAACCAAGCUCUCAUUAACUUCGGUCUGGAGUUCUUGUUCAAGAAGGGCUAUUCCCCCAAUCAGCCUCCCUUCUUCAUGGACCAAGCCUACAUGGCCAAGACCGCCCAGCUGUCCCAAUUCGACGAGGAGCUAUACAAGAUCACCGACAAAGAUGCCGAGCCCAAGUACCUGAUUGCCACUAGUGAACAACCACUAUCUGCCCUGCACUCGGAUGAAUGGCUCCAAACUAACGAUCUCCCGAUAAAAUAUGCCGGAUACAGCACCUGCUUCCGAAAGGAGGCUGGCAAGCAUGGUCAUGAUACAUGGGGUCUCUUCAGAAUACACCAGUUCGAGAAGAUCGAGCAGUUUGUUAUUUGUAACCCCGAGGACAGCUGGAAGCAUUACGAUGAGAUGAUCAAGAUUUCGGAGGAAUUUUAUCAAGCCCUCCAACUCCCCUACCGCGUCGUUUCCAUUGUGUCUUCGGCUUUGAAUAACGCAGCAUCCGCCAAAUUCGACCUCGAAGCCGUUUUUCCCUUUCAAAAAGAGUAUAAAGAGUUGGUCUCGUGCUCCAACUGCACCGACUACCAAACCCGUGAGUUGGGCAUUAGAUAUGGGCCAAAGAAGCAGAAAGGCACCCCCGACUCUGCGAAGAAGAUUUACACACACGCUUUGAACGCCACACUUUGUGCCACAGAGCGAACUCUCUGCUGUGUACUAGAAAACUAUCAGACUCCCGAUGGAUUUGCUGUUCCGGAAGUACUACGCAAAUAUCUUCCUGGGCAGCCCGAGUUCCUCCCAUAUACCAAGGAACUGGCUAAGGAAAUCCCGAUCAGGGGCAAGAAGGCUUGA